AAUCUGCAUUACACGAGCUGAACGUGAAUCUGUUAUAAGUUUGAUUUAUAAUAGUUUAUAUCAACAGGUGUUCUUACCUCUUCAAAGGUUGAAAAUGGCUAAAGUUUUCUUUGGAAAAAUUAUACAUACGAAAUCUCUUAAUGAAUUUGAGGUUUUUCCGAGCGGAUUUGUUGCAGUGGACCAGCAAGGCCAAAUCGCUGGUAUAGGAAACGAGAGCGACUACUGCGAGUGGCUUGCCAAAAACGCCGGUUUUAAGGGUACAAGUGUGGAAAAUCUCACUUCAGACCAGUUUGUUAUGCCUGGUUUUGUGGACUGCCAUAUUCAUGCGCCUCAGGUAGCACAAAUCGGACUUGGGUUAGAUAUGCCCUUAUUGGACUGGCUGAAUACAUAUACGUUCCCGUUGGAGGCGAAAUAUGAUGAUCAAGAUUUUGCAGCGAAUGUGUACACUAAAGUUGUGGAAAACACAAUUAGAGCAGGUACCACUCUCGCGUCUUACUUUGGUAGCAAUAACAAAGAUAGUACUUUAAUAUUAUCCAAGCAGGCAAUGCGACAGGGCCAACGAGCAUUAGUUGGCAAAGUUUGCUCGAAUUGCAACAGCCCCGACUUUUAUGUUGAAACAACGGAAACAUCAGCAGCGAAUACAGAGGAAUUUGUCAAUGAGAUAAAAAAACUAAAGACAGAUUUGGUAAAGCCUAUAAUAACACCAAGAUUUGCAUUGAGCUGCACAAAGGAAUUAAUGGUAAAGCUGGGUGAAAUAGCACGCAAAAAUGAUUUGCAUAUUCAGAGCCACAUUAGCGAAAAUUUGGCGGAAAUUGAAUAUGUCAAAUCGAUCUACAAUUCAUGCUAUGCAGAGGCAUAUGAUAAUGCGGGUUUGUUGACACCGAAGACUGUUAUGGCGCAUGCUGUACAUCUAGAGGAUGCGGAAGUCGCGCUUUUUCGUGAGCGCGGUACUUCGGUUGCCCAUUGCCCGUCCUCUAAUACAAACUUAUCUUCAGGUUUCUGUGAUGUGAUGCGACUAAUAAAAAAUGGCGUUAAAGUUGGUUUAGGCACAGACGUAUCGGGUGGAAAUUCGAUGUCCAUAAAAGAUGCCAUAUUGCGUGCUUUGGAUGUUUCCCACCAUCUGGAAUUUGUGAAGAAGCAGGAGAUCAAAGGCAGUGGUCGCCUAAAUGCUCAAGAUAAUGAAUAUCGACCACUCAACUACAAACAAGCUAUAUUCUUGGCAACACUUGGUGGCGCUGAAGCACUGGCGUUGGGCGAUGUUACUGGAAAUUUCAUGGUGGGUAAAGAUUUCGAUGCAUUGAUUGUCGAUACGAGCAAAUAUCCGUUGUGGAACUAUGUUACUGUUGAUGCGGAAAAAUCUAGCGAAGCUCAACUGCUGGAAAUGGUGCAAAAAUUUAUUUAUGUUGGCGAUGAUCGUAAUAUUAUAAGUGUUUACGUCGCAGGCAAACAAAUAAAAAAA
Molecule: messenger RNA, 1459 nt
Organism: Rhagoletis pomonella (apple maggot)
Lineage: Eukaryota; Metazoa; Arthropoda; Insecta; Diptera; Tephritidae
Product: guanine deaminase-like
Biological process (GO): guanine catabolic process
Cellular component (GO): cytosol
Molecular function (GO): guanine deaminase activity; zinc ion binding
Source: RefSeq, a predicted model, not a curated record